Molecule: messenger RNA, 2131 nt
Organism: Candoia aspera
Lineage: Eukaryota; Metazoa; Chordata; Lepidosauria; Squamata; Candoiidae
Gene: STXBP2
Product: syntaxin binding protein 2
Exons: 19
Coding region: 80-1852 (590 amino acids)
Biological process (GO): vesicle-mediated transport; neurotransmitter secretion; intracellular protein transport
Cellular component (GO): plasma membrane; secretory granule
Molecular function (GO): syntaxin-3 binding; syntaxin-1 binding
Source: RefSeq, a predicted model, not a curated record
GAGGUCGGCUCCUCCCGCCUGGAGACGCGGAAGUGGCAGCCUUCGGCGCAGCAGCAGCCAGAGAAGGGCUGGGGGGGACAUGGCGCCGACCGGGCUGAAGGCGGUCGUGGGCGAGAAGAUCCUGAAUGAUGUUAUACAUAGCAUGAAGAGGGAAGGAGAAUGGAAGGUCCUCAUUAUGGAUCAUCCCAGCACGCGCAUUCUCUCCUCUUGCUUUAAGAUGUCAGAUCUUCUGGCUGAAGGAAUCACAAUUAUUGAAGAUAUAAACAAGCGCCGAGAGCCCCUUCCCAGCCUGGAAGCCAUCUAUUUGAUCAGCCCCAUUGAGACGUCUGUCCAUGCUCUGAUAAAUGACUUUAAAGGCACUCCCACGUUCACAUACAAGGCUGCCCAUGUCUUCUUCACUGACACCUGCCCAGAGGACCUCUUUAAUGAACUCAGCAAAUCCCGGAUCACAAAAGCCAUCAAGACACUCAAGGAGAUCAAUGUUGCCUUCCUUCCCUAUGAGUCACAGGUGUACACCUUGGACAACGCUCAGAGUUUCCACCAUCUCUUUAGCCCCUACUGCAGGGAAGACAAAAACAACCACUUAGAGAGGAUGGCAGAGCAGAUUGCCACACUGUGUGACACUCUCAAGGAAUAUCCCUCAAUUCGCUAUAGGAAUGGCUCUGAAGACUGUUGCCUAUUGGCCCAUGCGGUGUUGGCAAAGCUGAAUGCCUUCAAAGCAGACAACCCAACCAUGGGAGAGGGCCCUGACAAAUCUCGAUCACAGCUUCUGAUAGUCGACCGCAGCUAUGAUAUGGUGUCACCACUUCUGCAUGAGCUUACCUUCCAAGCCAUGGCCUACGACUUGCUCAAUAUUGAGAAUGACACUUAUCGGUAUGAAUCCACAGGCAUCAGUGACUCCAAGGAAAAGGUAGUACUCUUGGAUGAGGACGAUGACCUCUGGGUGCAGUUACGCCAUAUGCACAUCGCAGAUGUAUCCAAGAAAGUGACUGAGCUCCUGCGUACCUUCUGUGAGAGCAAAAGGCUCACUACAGAUAAGGCUAACAUUAAAGACCUCUCUCAGAUCCUGAAGAAGAUGCCCCAAUACCAGAAAGAACUUCACAAGUAUUCCACACAUCUGCACCUGGCCGAGGACUGUAUGAAUACCUUUAAGGGCACCAUAGAGAAGCUGUGCAGCGUGGAGCAGGACCUGGCCACAGGCGCAGAUGUUGAAGGGGAGAAAGUCAAGAACCCGAUGAAGAGUAUCGUGCCAAUUGUCCUCGAUACAAGCGUGGAGGCAUUUGAUAAGAUUCGCAUCAUCCUGCUUUGCAUUCUCCUCCAGAAUGGCAUUAAUGAGGAGAACCUCACCAAGCUCAUCCAGCAUGCCAACAUCCAGCAGGAGAGGGACAUCCUCUACAAUAUGCACUGCCUGGGGGCCACCAUCAUGCCAGAGGAAACUGGUGGAAACCUGAAGCCUGUGAGGAAAGUGCGGCUAGAGCCUACCUACCAACUCUCCCGGUGGAUUCCUGUUCUUAAGGAUGUCAUGGAGGAUGCCAUUGAGGACAAGCUGGAUAAGAAGGUCUGGCCCUAUGUGUCUUGCCCUGCCCCUGGCCCCUGCUCACAAACUGCUGUGAGUGCCCGCUUUGGACAUUGGCACAAGACCAAGACAGCAACUGAGUACAGGACAGGACCCCGUCUUAUCCUGUAUGUGCUGGGAGGAGUUACCAUGUCAGAGAUGCGCUGUGCCUAUGAAGUCACGGAGGCUACUGAUGGGAAGUGGGAAGUGCUGAUUGGCUCAUCCCACAUCCUGACUCCCAAGCAGUUCCUGGAAGAUGUGCGCAACCUGACUGAGCAGACACCCCUGAAGACCUAAGACUCCUCCUAGCCGCUAAGAGACUUGCUGGCAGCAAUUCCAUUAGCUACCUGGAGGAAAGCUUUUUCCUCAGCCAGAUGGCAUCUUCCUCACCAAUGUCUUUGUUUCUGUCCUCCUGAGACUGGCCCCAUCUUGACUCAGUCUUUAGCCAGCUAUCAUGACUGAAUUGACACUGGAAGGGACUUGGCCCAAGGCCUAGACUGAAGAUAAGGAAUCUGUCUGAAUCCUUCAUCUCUUGUGAUGUGGUUUCUGGACACCCUUUCUUUUCCUCCCCCCUCC